UUCGCAUCGUCGUCGUCGGCAUCAUGGAGGCGACGGCGGAUCCGGUGGUGCUAAUCCAUGGUGUAUUCGGAUGGGGCAACAAGUCGCCACUGUUCAACAUGUUGCCCAACUACUGGCCGGUCGCCGAACUCAACCGCGUAAAUCCCAAUCACAUCAUUGUGGACGUCGGCAAGGUGUCGUCCGACCACGAUAGAGCGUGCGAAGCGUUCUAUCAACUUUACGGUGGCCAAGUAGACUAUGGCGAAGCGCACUCGGCUGAAAACGGACACAAACGAUUUGGAGCAACGUACUCGAAAGAAAAUGCAAAGCACACGCGGUGGAGUGCGGAGAAUCCAGUUCAUCUCCUUGGGCAUAGCUAUGGGGCUACCACAGCUAUUGAGCUGUAUCAACUGCUGUGCACGGACUUUUUCAAAGUCGGGUCCAGUCAUGCAUGGGUGAAGAGCAUCGUGUGCAUAUCGGGGCCAUUGACGGGGUCCACGCUGUGCAACGCGAUUGGAGCCAGCUUGAAGGGAGACCUCCCGGUGCUCGGGCCAGGACACAUCAUGGUGGCUGGCCUUGGCUUGAUGUGGAAGCUCCAGAACUUUUACUUUCCAUGGCUCAAGCACAUUUACGACUUGGACCUGGGCCAUUGGACCAACAACACGACGUGGGAAAUGUUUUACUCGACACGCAGUGCCGUGCACACGAGCCGUGAUCUAGCGCUGUACGACUUGCUGCCGGCCCGACGGGUGCAGCGCAACAGCCAACUCGUUGAAAUGGACAAAGUGCACUUGCUCAGUAUUGUGACGACAGCGACGGACCAGCAUCACGUUCCAAUUCGAGAGUGGGUGAUGGCAUUUGGAGUGGUCUGGCUCCUCUUUCGGCGAAAGCGACUGUGGCCGACGCGAUCACUGCGAUGCGCACUGUGCCUCACUCUGAUUGCCAUGACGUGGCGCAAGCUCGGGAAGGUCGACUAUUCCAAAGUUCGGUCCAGUUUGUGGGGUCUCAUCUGGGUCAUUCGGUCCUACACGAGCUCCAUGCAUAAACACGAUCCUCUCUACAACGGGUUUGAAAGCGCGCAUUGGGUGCACAACGACGGCGUAGUCAACACGUACUCGCAGGUGUAUCCCCGUGUGGAAGGCCCGAAGUGCGCCGACAGUCCAGCUCUCGACCGCCGACCCCGGUCCGAGUCGCACAUGUCGAUCGACCUCGAAGCCGAGAACGAAGUCGACAACCACACAACACAACUCAUCAAGGGGACGUGGCACACGUAUCGCAUGGGAAAGAACCACUUGUGCGGCACCCACUGGGACAAGGAGGCCCACCACCUGUACACGCACUUGUUCAAGCUCCUCAACAAGUGGGUUGCCCAGACGACGGCCGCCGACCCAGCACCAAGAUAACAAAUAAAACCUGCCGCCAGUGCGGACAGACCAGUUGGUCCACAUCGUUCCUGUCCCUUGGCGCAGGUUCU
Molecule: messenger RNA, 1453 nt
Organism: Aphanomyces invadans
Lineage: Eukaryota; Oomycota; Saprolegniomycetes; Saprolegniales; Verrucalvaceae
Exons: 9
Coding region: 24-1382 (452 amino acids)
Source: RefSeq, a predicted model, not a curated record